AUGCUUGGGCUCAUGACUGUGGCUGCAUUCGCAGUAGCUGCGACCGCAUGGGAGGGCGAAGAUUGGCAGUCACACAAUGAUUGGCAGCAGCACAGCAGGCCUCUGAUACCACACGUUCAUAACACUCGCUUCUGGUCAUCGGGUCCUCAUCCCUCCUCCUCCUCCUCCUCCUCCUCUCCAUCGUUAUCUGGCACGACCGCGACUGCUACCACCGAGCCGUCGGUUACGUCAAGGCAGGCCGUGCCGUCUACUAGCACGGAAGUCGUAUGGGCCACCAUAGACAUCACCACCACGGUCUGCACGGCCGAAGCCUGCCAAGCAGCACCCACAUCAGCAACACCGAUCAUACCGGGCUCUGGAGCAGGUCACGGCGAUUUCAACGGCCCCGGACCAGAUUGGAACUUCGGCCCUGGACAUGGUCCAGGAAACCUGCCGCCUGGAUGCGCUUUUCCUUCCAGUCCUCUCUCGAGCGACAAGCAGGCUGGACAGUCCCUUUGGGGCUCACUCUGCCAGCCAACCUUCCCCAAGUGGCUACCAGACGGCGAAGGCAAGCAGUAUGCUUCCGCUCCGUGGGGCGACCGAACAACCAGGAAUGCGGAUGGUGUAAAGAAUGACCAUAUCCCAGUCACCGGCGUCGUCCGGCGAUAUGACUUUACAAUCACACGCGGCACAGCAGCACCCGAUGGCGUCGUUCGCAACGUGUUCCUCGUCAACAACCAAUUCCCCGGGCCAGCGAUUGAAGCCAAUUGGGGUGAUAUGAUCGAGAUUACAGUACACAACAACAUAUCCUACCCACUGGAAGGCACCUCCCUGCACUGGCACGGGUUCUUGCAAAGAGGAAGCAACUGGAUGGACGGGGUUCCUGCUGUCAGCCAGUGCCCGAUCGCCCCGUUCCACUCAUAUACUUACAAGAUACCCGCACAACUAUACGGAUCUAGCUGGUGGCAUGCACACUAUUCGGCGCAAUACACGGCCGGCAUCGUUGGCCCUAUCAUCAUAUACGGCCCUUCGCAGCUUUCCUACGAUAUCGAUAUUGGUCCAGUCAUGCUUAGCGACUGGUAUCAUGUUCCCUACUUCAGUAUUGUCAGCGAUGCCGUAGGGACCGACAUGUCGGUGAUACCUCCAGUCAGCGAUAGUCUGUUGAUUAACGGGCGCGGCCGCUUCGAUUGCUCUACACCAUCCUACGACAAUGGAGCCGAGUGGCUAGCUAGUCACGUCAGCGUUCCAAUGACCUGGAGCUGCACUGAAGGCGCAGAGCUAGCGAAGUUCAAGUUUCGCCCAGGAAAGACGCAUCGAUUGCGGCUCAUGAACAUGGGCGCAGAUGGAGUACAGAAGUUCUCUAUAGAUGGUCACCAGAUGACUGUCAUAUCGUACGACUAUGUCCCAACAGUCCCUCACAUCUCCGACGUAGUCACACUUGGCGUUGGACAAAGGGCCGAUAUCUUGGUCACAGCCAACAACUUUAGCACCAACAUGUUUUGGAUGCGCUCCUCCGCCCCUGGAGGGAAAACAUGCGGCGGCUCUAACAUGGAUGAGGUUCGAGCAGCGAUAUACUACGAAGGUGCAGACACAGCAGGCAUACCGGCCACCGUCAGUGCCGUCAACGACACAAGCUGCGAGAAUCUCCCGCUCAACACUACACAACCCGAAUAUCGAAUCACGCCAUCGGCACCACAAGACGCUUUCGUCCACGAUAUCAGCAUCUCGCUGGUCCUCAACUCGACGGGCAAUUACGAAUGGCGCAUGGCGAACCAGACCUUCCACGCAAACUUCAACGAGCCACUUCUGUACAAAGCGGCAGAAGGCAACGUAAGCUUCCCAUACGAUCCUCAGUGGAACGUGGUCAACUAUGGCACCAACAGAUCCAUCGUUGUCAACGUCACAAACCUUACACCGUUUGCCCAUCCAUUCCAUUUACACGGCCACAACUUCUACGUCCUGAACGUGGGAAACAAUGGUACAGUAUGGGACGGCACAGCUGUCAAUCCGUCAAACCCAAUGCGUCGGGACAUUCAAAUCAUUCCUGCCUUAGGAUAUGCCGCGAUAGCGUUCGAGAACGAUAACCCCGGCGUUUGGCCAUUUCACUGUCACGUUGCGUGGCACUUGUCGGGUGGCUUGGCCAUGAACUUCAUUACACGGCCGGAGGAUAUUCCCAAGAUCCCGAGCGAGGAAGCGCAGCAGACGUGUCGGGAUUGGGACUUUUACAGCAGUAACAACAUCGUGGAUCAGAUCGAUGCUGGAUCAUGA
Fulvia fulva is the source of this 2247-nucleotide messenger RNA. RefSeq names its product oxidoreductase ptaK. The transcript has a single exon. Lineage: Eukaryota; Fungi; Ascomycota; Dothideomycetes; Mycosphaerellales; Mycosphaerellaceae. Bases 1 to 2247 code for a protein of 748 amino acids. Gene Ontology annotation, molecular function: oxidoreductase activity; copper ion binding. The record is from RefSeq and is a predicted model, not a curated record.